CACCUGCCACAUCCAUCAUCAACAGAGGCCCAGGAAUGUGGCCUGUUGGGUAAGCUGGGCCAAAGGUGAGGCAGACCCAGAAAGCACAGGACAAGCAGAGACGGAAAUCCCUGACAACCUCCAGGAUGGGGACCAGCCCUAGAUCCUGCAGACUAGAGCUCUGGGCCCACAGAGAAGAACCUCUGAGUUUAAAUCCAGAGAAGAGACGUGCUUUGCAAAACCGCAGAGAUGGCCUGUCCCUGGCAGUUUCUAUUCAAGGCCAAAUCCUAUAAGUUUGACUUGACUGAGGAAAUAGACAUCAACAACAAUGUGGAGAAAGCCCACCAGCCUCUCUCCAGUCCAGUGACACAGGAUGACCCCAAAUGUCACAGCCUUGGCAAGCACCGGAAUGAGUCUUCCCAGCCCCUCACGGGGACAGCAAAGCAGUCUCCAGAAUCCCUGGUCAAGCCGGCUGCACCCCCAUCGGCCUGCCCACGGCAUGUGAGGAUCAAAAACUGGGGCAGUGGGAUGACUUUCCAAGACACACUUCACCACAAAGCCAAAAGGGAUUUCGCUUGCAAGUCCAGGUCUUGCCUGGGAGCCAUCGUGAACCCCAAAAGUUUGACCAUAGGACCCAGGGACAAGCCUACCCUCCCAGAAGAGCUUCUACCUCAAGCUAUUGAAUUUGUCAACCAGUAUUACGGCUCCUUCAAAGAGGCAAAAAUAGAGGAACAUCUGGCCAGGGUGGAAGCGGUAACAAAGGAGAUAGAAACAACAGGAACCUACCAGCUGACGGGAGAUGAGCUCAUCUUCGCCACCAAGCAGGCCUGGCGCAACGCCCCCCGCUGCAUCGGGAGGAUCCAGUGGUCCAACCUGCAGGUCUUCGACGCGCGGAGCUGUUCCACGGCCCAGGAGAUGUUCGAGCACAUCUGCAGACACCUGCGUUAUGCCACCAACAGCGGCAACAUCAGGUUGGCCAUCACCGUGUUCCCCCAACGGAGCGACGGGAAACAUGACUUCCGGGUCUGGAACGCCCAGCUCAUCCAGUACGCCGGCUACCAGAUGCCUGAUGGCACCAUCAGAGGGGACCCUGCCAGCGUGGAGUUCACCCAGCUGUGCAUCGACCUGGGCUGGAAGCCCAAGUACGGCCGCUUCGAUGUGGUGCCUCUGGUCCUGCAGGCUGAUGGCCAGGACCCUGAGCUCUUCGAAAUCCCUCCCGACCUUGUGUUUGAGGUGCCCAUGGAACAUCCCAAGUAUGAGUGGUUCCGGGAGCUGGAGCUGAAGUGGUAUGCCCUGCCGGCCGUAGCCAACAUGCUGCUCGAGGUGGGUGGCCUUGAGUUCCCCGGGUGCCCCUUCAACGGUUGGUAUAUGGGCACGGAGAUCGGAGUCCGGGACUUCUGUGACGUCCAGCGCUACAACAUCCUGGAGGAAGUGGGCAGGAGGAUGGGCCUGGAAACACACAAGGUGGCCUCACUCUGGAAAGACCGGGCUGUCAUUGAGAUCAACGUCGCUGUGCUCCACAGUUUCCAGAAGCAUAAUGUGACCAUCACGGACCACCACUCAGCUGCAGAGUCCUUCAUGAAGUACAUGCAGAAUGAGCACCGGUCCCGAGGGGGCUGCCCAGCUGACUGGAUUUGGCUGGUCCCCCCAAUUUCUGGAAGCAUCACCCCCGUGUUCCACCAGGAGAUGUUAAAUUAUAUCCUGUCCCCUUUCUACUACUACCAGGUGGCGGCCUGGAAAACCCACGUCUGGCAGGAUGAGAGGCGGAGACCCCGGAGAAGAGAGAUUCGAUUCAAAGUCUUGGUCAAAGCCGUGCUCUUUGCCUCAGUGCUGAUGCAUGAGAGAAUGGCAUCCCGGGUCAGAGCCACGAUCCUCUUUGCAACAGAGACGGGAAGAUCAGAAACGCUGGCCCAGGACCUAGGGGCCUUGUUCAGCUGCGCCUUCAACCCUAAGGUUCUCUGCAUGGACGAAUACAAGUUGAGCCAUCUGGAGGAGGAAGAGCUGCUGCUGGUGGUGACCAGCACGUUCGGGAACGGAGACUCCCCCGGCAACGGAGAGAAACUGAAGAAGUCCCUCUUCAUGCUGAAAGAGCUCACCAACAAAUUCAGGUAUGCCGUGUUUGGCCUCGGCUCCAGCAUGUACCCUCAGUUCUGCGCCUUUGCUCAUGACAUCGACCAGAAGUUGUCCCAGCUGGGGGCUUCUCAGCUCGCCCCAACAGGGGAAGGGGACGAGCUCAGCGGGCAGGAGGAGGCCUUCCGUGCCUGGGCCGUGCAAACCUUCAAGGCAGCCUGUGAGACGUUCGAUGUCCGAGGCAAACACCACAUUCAGAUCCCCAAGCUCUAUACUGCCACUGUGACCUGGGACCUGCACCACUACAGGCUCGUGCAAGACUCACAGCCUUUGGACCUCAACAAAGCCCUCAGCAGUAUGCACGCCAAGCAUGUGUUCACCAUGAGGCUGAAAUCGCGGCAGAAUCUACAGAGUCCAAAAUCCAGCCGUACCACCCUCCUGGUGGAACUGUCCUGUGAGGGCAGCCAAGGUCCAAGCUACCUGCCGGGAGAGCACCUCGGAGUUUUCCCAGGCAACCAGCCAGCUCUGGUCCAAGGCAUCCUGGAGCGAGUGGUGGAUGGCCCUGCCCCCGACCAACCCAUGCGCCUGGAGACCCUCUGCGAGAACGGCAGCUACUGGGUCAGGGACAAGCGGCUGCCCACCUGCUCACUCAGCCAGGCUCUCACCUAUUUCCUGGACAUCACCACCCCGCCAACCCAGCUGCUGCUCCAAAAGCUGGCCCAGCUGGCCACGGACGAGGCUGAGAGGCAGAGGCUGGAGACCCUGUGCCAGCCGUCUGAUUACAACACGUGGAAGUUCACCAAUAGCCCCACCUUCCUGGAGGUGCUGGAGGAGUUCCCGUCCCUGCGGGUGCCUGCCAGCUUCCUGCUCUCCCAGCUGCCUGUCCUGAAGCCCCGGUACUACUCCAUCAGCUCCUCCAGGGACCACACACCCACGGAGAUCCACCUCACUGUGGCCGUGCUCACGUACCGCACCCGAGACGGCCAGGGUCCCCUGCACCACGGCGUCUGCAGCACAUGGCUCAGCAACCUGAAGCCCCAAGACCUGGUGCCCUGCUUUGUGCGAAGUGCCAGCGGCUUCCAGCUCCCCGAGGACCCCUCCCACCCUUGCAUCCUCAUCGGGCCUGGCACGGGCAUCGCCCCCUUCCGCAGUUUCUGGCAGCAGCGGCUGCAUGAUGCCGAGCACAAAGGUCUCCAGAGUGGCCGCAUGACCCUGGUGUUUGGGUGCCGCCACCCAGAUGAGGACCACAUCUACCGGGAGGAGAUGUUGGAGAUGACCCGGAAGGGGGUGCUGCAUGAGGUGCACACAGCCUAUUCUCGCCUGCCUGACCAGCCCAAGGUCUACGUUCAAGACAUCCUGCGGCAGCAGCUGGCGGACGAGGUGCUCCGUGUGCUCCACGAGGAGCGAGGCCACCUCUAUGUCUGCGGGGACGUGCGCAUGGCCCGGGAUGUGGCCCGCACCCUGAAGCAGCUGGUGGCCACCGCGCUGAGCCUAACUGAGGAGCAGGUGGAGGACUACUUCUUCCAGCUUAAGAGCCAGAAGCACUAUCAUGAAGAUAUCUUUGGUGCUGUAUUUCCCUAUGAGGUGAAAAAGGAUGGGGCAGCGGAGCUGCCCAGCAAUACCAGAGCUUCAAGUGCCCACAGGAGAAGUUAAAGCUGCCACCGUAGAAUUUAAGGAUGGCGCCAACUCUCGAUUUUCUGAGGUCACAGAACUGGGGAUAUUGGAGGGAGAUUAUAUCCCCAAGCCUCACAUCUUAUUUCCCCAUAUCCUUCCCUCUCAAACCCUUUACUUGACCUGCUACCAGUAGCAGCCUGGACUGAGUGAGCCCCUUCACGGGGUGAUGGAGAGAUGGGCCUCCCCCGUCCCUUGGAGACUAAAUCUGCAGUGCCAGGCCUGGCCAGUGGGUGAGAAGGAUGGAACUUCCUUGAUUGCACCACUUGAGUGACCACCAGGAGGCGCUGUCACGUCACUCCGUAUUUAGCUGCCCAUGUACAGUUAUUUAUGCCUCUGUAUGUAAAAAAAACAAACCCCAGUCUGCCUCUUGAGCCUUCCUUGUAUGACUCCUUGAUGGAGAUAUUUAUACGAAAUGCAUUUUAUUUUAACCACAUUGUAUGUGUGUGUGGGUGUUUUGUAGGGAAAGCAGCCUUAAGCUCUACAGAGUUGGGGGCUGGGGGGGUGCCACAGCCUGGACAAAAAUCCCCCACAAAGGGACAUAUCAGCGUGGCCCCAUUGCUCCUCUGAAAUGCCCACCGGGUAUGGGGACAGCACACGGAGUUCUGUGCACAUCUGAAGACCCGUGAUGGGGGUGAGGAAGCACAGGCCGGCCGGCGGGCAUGAGCUGCAUCUCACACAGGAGGCGUCUCACAUGGGGCGUGGCAGGGGUGCGAGGCUGCCGAGUCUUUAGCGAAGGCCUAGACCACAGCCCGGUCUUAGGCAGUCGCCGCCUUUUGCUCUGGGGCUGCCUGUUUCGUGAAAGUGUGGCCAGUAAUGAUUUGGGCCCUGGGUGACAGCACAGGUGAGGCUGGGCUGCACGUCAAGGACGUGGCAGUGAGGGAAGGACACACAUCUUUCACGGGGAAGGCUUCUCAAGGGACUGAGCCCGGUGAGAACAAGGAAAGAACUCAGCCAGGGGCUAAGUGAGGGUUUGGCAAAAUCUGGCUCCCAGCUUGGGUCGGGCCUCUGUCUCACUGGCUCCCCGGCCCACUUCUCCCCGCCACCACUCCUGCUCGGGUGGGGUAGUGGGGAGAAAGGGGCAUGCGACCUCAGUGUCCCAGCGACGCAUCUGCACAACAGUCCCCUAGACCAGUGCCUCUCACACUCCGGCGUGCAGCAGACCACCUGGGAUCUUGUCACGUCGCAGACGCUGAGGAGGUCCGAGGCAGGGCCCGGGAUUCACGCUCCCAGGUGCUGCUGGCACUGCUGGUCUGAGGAUGCCCUGAGCCCCACCCUGGUUCCCGAGGACAGGAUUCUUGGAGCUAGCAGGAUGCGCUGGCAUCAUGGGGACACAGAGGCGGUCCCCGUGCCCUGGCUCAGUGACUGGCAGAACCUCGCACACUGAAUCUCUUUCUCCCACGCACACCCUGACCCCCGACACCAGGGGACCCACAGCAGAAGCGCACAAACAGGCCUCUCUUCCGAGUCGGCUUCUCGGGAGCCCAGCCCAGCCCUUGGCCCAUCUCAGAAGCAUGGGGACAUUUCCUGGGUUCACCUCCGUCACCAAGCUUCCUGCGUCAGUGAUGCCUGUCCAAGAGGCCUGAGCUUUCUCCCACACGCUUGUGGGGUUCGUGGAGGACCCACGGGGAGCAGGCCCGGAUGUCAGGAACCACCCUCUGAUCAAAGUGAGCCCGUGCUCUCUCCUCCCUCUUCCCUCAGCCUGGACCUCCCCGAUUCCAGAGACUCCAGAAGGUCUCCAAACUCAGUUAAUAAACCACGAUCAUCCCAA
Molecule: messenger RNA, 5491 nt
Organism: Balaenoptera ricei (Rice's whale)
Lineage: Eukaryota; Metazoa; Chordata; Mammalia; Artiodactyla; Balaenopteridae
Gene: NOS2
Product: nitric oxide synthase 2
Exons: 27
Coding region: 229-3702 (1157 amino acids)
Biological process (GO): nitric oxide biosynthetic process
Molecular function (GO): NADP binding; heme binding; flavin adenine dinucleotide binding
Source: RefSeq, a predicted model, not a curated record